This is a messenger RNA of Dermacentor albipictus, 11859 nucleotides long. RefSeq names its product homeobox protein, cut (gene ct). Gene Ontology annotation, cellular component: nucleus. Lineage: Eukaryota; Metazoa; Arthropoda; Arachnida; Ixodida; Ixodidae. The record is from RefSeq and is a predicted model, not a curated record. Gene Ontology annotation, molecular function: DNA-binding transcription factor activity, RNA polymerase II-specific; RNA polymerase II transcription regulatory region sequence-specific DNA binding. Gene Ontology annotation, biological process: regulation of transcription by RNA polymerase II.
CCGCCGACGCCGCGUCCUCCACGGGCCAACAGGUUGAUUCCGGCGAGCCUCUUCGGACGACCCGCGCCCGCCAGCGCUGUUUUCUCGCCCCCAUCUGCCGCAAGACCCGAGCCGCCGUGUCGUAGCCGCUCGCGCAAACCCGGCUUUCUCCGCCAAGUGCACAAACCCCUCCGCACGGAAAGUGUGCUCCCCAGCGCCCGGAGGUUCUGCACCCCGGAAGUGAAACCGGCGCGAGCGAUCAUCACUCCGGACCGCGGCUUGGCCUCCGGAGAGCGGGAGGAGCGCAGCGACCUCGACUAUCGGAUCGCGAACGGCCUCCCUCCCACUUCGGGCGCCCCCCCACCCCCCUUCACCCAUCGCCACCCCCCUUCGAGUCCGUUCUCCCCCCGAUCGCUCGACGACCGCUCCCAAGUGGAAUCUGCGUCUGGUUUCGGUUUCAGUUUACGCCUUCACCGCUUACCGACCUGUCGGUUUGCGGGGUGCCAAGUGGGGUUCGGUGCUUUAGACGCUUGCCGAGUGACCAGUGCGUUGGCAUCGUCCUUGCGCGUUCACGGUGUACUGGACGUCGCCUUUCGUCGUUGUUGGAACCGCCACCACCGGCGGGGCACAGCGCUCGUCGGUGCUGUGUUUCGCUGACCGUCGCUGUGUGAGGCUGUGAACGGCGUGCUGUGUACAUCGCGUACCGUACUUCGCGUGUGCCGGCGUGGACCUCUGCGUCAACCCUCUUCUGCCGCAGGCGCCUUGAUGUACGUACCGUCUCGUGUCUCAAUGGUAGCGCGUGCGAGAAGCGCGGCUCUCCCCCUCUCCACACCGAUCAACAUCAGCCCAUACCCGGCCCGGAGCGGAGCCUCGGGCUAUGCGACCCCCCGCCACUGAAGACCACAGCGCCCUGAACGACUCGAUACCGGCGGAGGACGCCCGGCAGACAGAUCUCACAAUCCAGCAGCUACGGGACCAAGUGGGCCAAGACAGCGUCACAUUACAGAUCCCAAGUGCGGAGCGGCUGUUGGAGCUUCAGCGGCAGUUGGCGGACAAGGAGCGGGCACUGCAGGAGUCUCAGUCCCAGGUCUGCCUCAAGCUACACGAGGCUGAGGACAAGAUCUCACAACUCGAAAGUGCCUUGGAACACACCCAGUGUGAACUGCUGAAAGCUAGGGGUAAAUCGGACACCAAUGGAAGCCGGUCCGAUGAAAUGGAAAUGCUCAUGACCGACUUGGAACGUGCAAAUCAGCGCGCCGUGGCGGCCGAGCAGGAUUCGGUGCUGUUGCGAGACCAGCUGUCUGACAUGGACUCCUCGUCGCCGCCUCCGCCGUCCUCGGCGCGGGACUCCGCGUCACCCUCGAGGACAGCGCUCGAGCUACAGCUCGCCUCCAAGGACAAGGAGAUAUCUCAACUAGUCGAAGAUAUUAGGAAGCUGCAGUCGGCAGUGGAUUCUCUAAAAGAGACAAGUGCCUCACAGAUUGCUCAACUCGAAGGAAUGCUCGCAGAAAAGUCUAGAAUCAUCCAAGAGCUCGAAGACAGGCUGGACCGACAAAAGGAUUAUGACGACAUCAAAAACGAAUUGAGGAACCUCAAGAUGUUGGAGGACAGUGACAACCCCAGCGACGACCAAGAUGAGAAACCCGCACUGGUGUCGCCGAACAACAACAACAACAACAACUGCGUCGAUCUCGUGCUAUACGGCAAGAAUCGGACGAGACUUUCGCCUCCUCUCGCAAAGGACGACGCCGGUUCCCCGCAUAGCCGGUUGCAGAACGUCGAAGCGUUCGGCUCGCUGCUCGGCGAGGAGAUCGUCUCGUCCUUCUCGCGCAUGCUGAAGAGCGAGCAGCCGAUCGUGACGAGCCCGCCGGCGACGCCCAAGUCCGUGGACGCCGACGCCAUGUCCACGGGCACCGACACCUCGACGGGCAGCGGCCGCGGCGUGGCGGACGAGGCGGCCGGAGCGACGCCGCCGACUCCGGACCCGGUGAUCGGCGCGUCUCUCGAGCGCCUGCAGGAAUGCCUGCGCCAGAACAUGGAGCGGCACGCGUGCGAGGCACUCAACACGCAGAACGUGUCGCGCGCGGUACGCGAGUUGCUGAGCGCGCACAACGUGGGCCAGCGCCUGUUCGCGCGCUUCGUGCUCGGCCUGUCGCAGGGCACAGUGAGCGAGCUGCUCUCCAAGCCCAAGCCCUGGGACAAGCUUACCGAGAAGGGCCGCGACUCGUACCGCAAGAUGCACGCCUGGGCCUCGGACGACUUCUGCGUCUUCAUGCUCAAGUCACUCGUUCCCAAGAAAGGCAAGGAGUCUGGCGGCUCCAGCGCGUCCAGCCGCCAGGAGGACGCGGCCGCGGAGGAACGCAUCGCGCAGAUCCUCAGCGAGGCCCAGCAAGCCAUGACGAUGCCGUUGACCAAGGAGCGCAGCCCGGCGCCCCCAUCGUCUGGAGCGCAGAACGGCGCAGCCGACGACUCUCACGCCGACAGCGACCCGGACGGCGACGGUGGCGCCAACAACACAAACAACCAGCACUCUUCGGCAUCUCACAGGGAUGCCAAGCGGUCCAGCCGGAAGUACGAAAACGACGACAUACCACAGGAGAUGGUGGCGCGCAUCUACCAGGAGGAGCUGGCCAAGCUGAUGGGUCAGCGCGUGGAAGAGAGCUUCCGGCAACAGCAGUACGACCGCACGCACGAGGAGAUCCGCCAGGCGCUGUCCAUCUACCACCACGAGUUGUCGCGGCUCUCGCAGCUCGCGCUCACGCCGGGCCACGAGUUCGCGCGUUUCGGCGCGGCCGCCCUGCCCGGCGCGCUGCUCAACGGGGCCUUCCCGGGUCUGUCGCUGGCACCCGAGCUGAGGGGUGGCCCCGGGGCGGCAGCGGCUGCUUCGGCCGCGGCGGCGGCUGCGGCUGCGGCUAGAGUUGCGGCCGCCGACUCAGCCGAAGCUAUGCGAGCGGCGCACGAACAACAGCAGCAGCAGCAACAGCAGCAGCAGCAGCCUCCAGUGUCGCAGCAGCACCAGCGACGAGGUGGCUCGUCCCUGGCUGCGCAGUUGGCCCCGCGGGACUGGCACAAGCAGCGCGGCGGCAACAAAUACAGUAGUGCAUUCUCGCUGGUGCGGCCAGGCGUCAAGUUCCCGGGCGCCGGUUCGACCCCGAGCCCCCCGGGCGCCGCUGGCGUCUUGGGCCUGUCCGACACGCCACCCGGUGGUGCAGCGCCCGAGGAUCUCGGCUCUUCGCCGCUGCAGCGCAUGCAGUCAAUCACCAACUCGCUGCUGACGCAGACGGCGACGCCGUCCAUGCCGACGACGAAUCAGCGACAGAACAAGGCCGUCCUUCCGCCAAUCACGCAGCAACAGUUCGACCAGUACAACAACCUCAACACCGAGGAGAUAGUCAAGAAGGUGAAGGAGCAGCUGAGCCAGUACUCAAUCAGCCAGCGUCUGUUCGGCGAGAACGUACUGGGCCUGUCCCAGGGCUCGGUGUCCGACCUGCUGGCGCGGCCCAAGCCGUGGCACAUGCUGACGCAGAAAGGCCGCGAGCCCUUCAUCCGCAUGAAGAUCUUUCUCGAGGACGAGAACGCUGUGCACAAACUGGUCGCCUCGCAGUACAAGAUCGCCCCCGAGAAACUCAUGCGCACCUCGGGUUUCACCGCCGCGUCCAGCCCGCUCGGUGGGUCCCUUUCACCGCGGCCAAGCGAGCUUCAGCGGGCCUUUAGAGCCGGUUCGAGCAAGCUUCCCGCGUCCAGCGCAGCGGCGGCCAGGGCUGCCGCGCGCGACAUGCCCUCACACCGCAACAGCCACUGUGACAACGCGUCUCCGCUGCUCGGCAAGGGGCCCUUCAGUGCCUCACCCGAGUUGCAGGUGGCGCUCAUGCAACAGCACCACCACCAACAGCAGCAGCAACAACAACAACAGCAGCAACAGCAGCAGCAACAGCAGCAGCAGCAGGACUCCCGCGUGGCGAUGUACGCGCCGCCCUCGAGCCCUACGGCGGCCGCCCGCAAGGGCCACUCUCACCACCCGAGCGGCGGUGGCCGGUCCCUGCCGUACGUGCAGCCCUCGGUGUACGAGAUGGCGGCGCUCACGACCGACCUGGACACGCAGACCAUCACGGCCAAGAUCAAGGAGACGCUUAUGGCGCACAACAUCGGCCAGAAGAUCUUCGGCGAGGCCGUGCUGGGGCUGUCUCAGGGCUCUGUGAGUGAACUGCUGUCCAAGCCCAAGCCAUGGCACAUGCUUAGCAUUAAGGGCAGGGAGCCUUUCAUCCGCAUGCAGCUCUGGCUUAACGACCCGCACAACGUCGAGAAGCUGCAAGUCAUCAAAAACGAGCGCAGAGAAGCGAACAAGCGGCGCCGGACGCACGUGGACCUGGAGGCGGCCCCGCGGCCCAUGGAGGCGCAGCCCCCUUCGCUUCCGGCCCUGACGGCCGGCGCCGGGAGCUUCCCGUUCGCGGCACCGCCCUCCCCAUUCCCGGCGGCCAAGAAACCGCGCGUGCUCUUCUCGGACGAGCAGAAGGAAGCGCUGCGGCUUGCCUUCUCCAUGGACCCGUACCCGAGCACUGCCACCAUCGAGUUCCUCGCGGCCGAGCUGGGACUCUCGGUGCGCACCAUCACCAACUGGUUUCACAACCACCGCAUGCGGCUCAAGCAGCACGUCGUCUCUCCGGGGCCCGACGAUAACCAGUCGCGAAGUGAGCCACCCCCGCCGACGCUCCUCGGUCCACCGCCCGGUUCGCGCGAGGGCUCCGCCUCUUUCGACCCCGCGCUGUUCCGGGGCCUCCUCGUUCAGCGGCUCGCCGAGAUGCACGGGAGCGGCGGGGACAAGAGCGGGCCGAGUGCUUUCGGUGCGGGCAGCGGCGGCGCCCUCACCCUGAACGCCUACAACAGCUACUCUCCGUCGUCGCAGCAGGGCAACGACGAAGGGACGCUGGACCUGAGCAUGUCGUCCAGCCAGGCGUCCUCGGGCCGCAAGACGUGGGCUCGCUGCGGGGGAACGCCCACCGAUGACCUGGACGACUCUAACUUGUCCCAGGAUGAACCGGCGGCCGCAGGAAGUGACCGCGACUCGCUCAAGGAAGAGAGCAUCUCGACGCCUUCGCCAGCGCCGCCGCGCAGCGCUGCCGUCGGCGCGUUGGCUCAGCACAACAGCUACAGCAGUCGACGGCGGAAACCGGCGGCGCCCAAGUGGGUGGACCCGGGCCUGUCGCCGGACUCGGACGACGCCGAGGAUGACGACGCGAGCGCGAACGCGGACGAUGAGUGCGGCGUGGCUGGAGGUGAUGCGGAAAGCGCCAUCAUCAACGGGGUCUGCGUCCGUCAGACGGCCGCCGCCGGAGACUUCGGGCUGCGGCUUCGCGAGACGGUGCGGGUGGACCCCGUGGCUGCCGCCGACGAGGCCCGCAAGAGUGCCGAGAGAGACGAGAUGGAGGAGGACGAAGAAGAGGAGGAGGAGACGGCACUCGAGCUGUGCACCACCGCCAAGAAGUCGAGCAGUAGCGGCGACGGGAUUCGAAAACUAGAGCAGAGGCUCGACAACCGCGGCGAGGAACGCGGCGACGACUGGGAGUUCUAGAGUAGAACACGUCGAGGCACGCAGCUGCCCACGUCUAGUGCUAUAGCCCGUUCGAAGCCUCCGCCCGAGCAGCGUCGAAACCGAAGUAGUGAUCCAACUCGGUUGCCAGCUCCGUGACUUCGCACACGGCCCGUCCCUGCCUCCCAAUGUCAAUAUUAGGCUCACCGCCUGAGGUGUGAGACCGGUGCAAGAAUCGCUUCCACCAGACGAAACCCUGCGACUCGGUGAUUUCAGUGGCCGGCAAAGUUGAGGGGCCACACCUCUUUUUUUUUUUUCUAAACAGAACAUCGCCUGGAACAGGUUUCGCAGUUGUGAAAGUACUCGUUGAACUAUAGUUGGAAGCGGUGGUUGGUUUGGGGCUUCUGCGACGACGCAAUACGCGCCCUGUGAACUCAUUGUGGGCAAUGUGACGCGCAUGCGGGACUGUCGCGCGCCGUUUUCACCCACUCGGAGCCACCUUUUCUUCUUCGAGCCCGGUGCAAUGUGGCCUUAGCUCUCACAUUCUUCGCUUCUCUUGUUUGUGUUGUUGUCCUUUCAAGCAUUGACGUAUUUGACUAGACUUUUGCGCCCACGAGCCGAACUCUGAACGACCAGAUUAUGACGUCAUACCGUGCUCCGAGUGCAGCGAACCUGUGUCUAUGUCUCCGCGCAGAACUGUGGUCUAGAACCGUUCGUUGUUUUUACGUUUGUACGUUUUUAAGACGUGUUGUGAUGUUUCAUUUCUCUGUGGCUUGCGGUGAUUGACACUGUUGCUGCGUCAGCCUUACAAAUCUCGUUGACGUGGUUUUCAAGCCGUAGCAAGCUAAUCUUCGUGGCAUGAGCCCAGCGUUUUCUAUUAAUAUAGAGGCAUUUGCGUAUGCUGGGGCGCACACGCAAAAGUACCGGCUGCUAUCUCGGCAAUGUAUUUUAUCGUCGCCGCUCUAAGGAAUGCCAUCGACUUUUUGCCUCUCAUGAGCACUUGUUAGUUAACUUGGCUGACCAAAGGUCUCUUACAUCCCACCAAAUGUAGCCGUGUCAUUUAUGACCAUGCAGCCUCGCGCAAAAUCGCAACACGUCACCACUACUUGUGCAAUGGAAACUGCGUAAUACUUGGUGCUUUUCAUGUAGAUACAGGAAGAAGUCGUAUUCAACCAGAUUUUGUAGCCGAGAAUUUCGAGCGUAGCAUCUGUAUGCGGGCGCGAGCUGACUACUGGAAAGCAUUUGCCCCCUGUCAAAUUUCUGAGUGGAAUAGACGCAAGAAAGUUAUGUUAGCCUGUUUCCCGGCGUUAUUGGUUCUUAAGCUGUGAAAGUACUCGUUGAACUAUAGCUGGAAGUCCUGCCUCAGACGUUAUUCUGCCAAGUCUCGCAUUCGUCGCCAUUGCCAGUCUUUGCGAUUUAGACAGCCAUCCGGCGAACGCAGUUUCCUCGAAUGGCUUCGCCGUCGUGACUGGCGAAAGCGAGCGGCAAGAGUCCAUUAACGACGCCGCACUGAAGCAGCAGAGAGUCGGCGGGGGAAGAUCCACACGAAGCCAAAGACGUGCACAGAAGCUUUAGCGGCGGCCACUGUUGUCCUUAUUGAACACGGGAACCGACUGUGUCCCUUCUUCGCAGUGAUUUCAUAACACGGAGCUCGAGUGUCUUGUCCCAGAGCUAGUGGUAUUUAUGCACACAUGUUUUAUAUAUUUCUUUUUGAACUCAGUCACGCCUUUGUUACCGCCUAGUCCCCUAUUAUCUGUGCUAUGUCCGCUGUCAGUACGUGCUAGUCCCAUUCUUCGCCUAACAAGCAGCCGUUGAAUGCCUUCCGUGAAGAAAAAAAGAAAGAUGCUCCCACGUUCGUUCUCACGUUCGUAGUUCUCACGUGGGAGGCCGAAAAGUCGCAAGCUGUCCGCAGAUGCACUUGUUGCAAUGAAAUGACCAGGAACCAGUCGUUUAGCCCCUCCUUAGUGUUCUGUCUUUGAUCGAGACCACGUUAAUAGGUCAUGCUAAGAAAAAAAAGAAGAUGUCACAACACCUACUAAGUUACAAGAGCAUUGAAAAUGACGGUGUAGUUCAGCCACAGCAUGCAUGCAUGCAUUCAAAUAUGCUCCCUAUUCGUAUUUCGUCCUUCCUUACCUUACGUAGCCCUGCACAUUUUGAUCCGCGAUCUUCGAGUAAUCGAACUUGGAAAAGGAACUGCACGCGUUAUUCGGUACACGCGUAGCACUACUGCACGGGCUAUCAGCAAUUCAAGAGCAUCCGCUGCGUGCACCUCGAAUGACCAACGCGAAACUACAAGAAGCAGCGCACACGUUUGAGGAGCUAACAUUCUGCUGCCAGUUGUAAUGGACUUAGGCACCGACACCAACAGCGAUGUGAUGGUACAGGUAUUGCGUUUGAGCUGAUUUGUGAUGGCAAUGUUUUCUUUUUAAUCGACAUGUGAUAACAGCUUUGCGUGUGUGAAAUGAUGCGAAACGCAUCAUGCCAGCAUUGCACGGGCCUGACAAGCCCCGACAAGCUGGAGAAUAGCACCCCGGUGACACUGUAGAUACAUGAUGCCUGGCGCGCGUGUGUAGCGGCGUUAGGCCUUGCCCCUCGCGUCUGCUUCCUUGCCCGACUAGCGUCUGGCCCCAAAAUAUAGGACUGCCUUUUUGAAGAAUAGCUUCACUCCGCUUUCUUGCGCGUGUACUGCUUUGCGUAGACAGGAUUGUCGGCAUCCGAUUCUUUCCGACGUGAUCAUUUUCUCCAUAACUUUUCUUUUUCUUCUCUGUUCCAGUGAACAUAACGAACAAUGUGUGUGCUUAGACUUUCGUGAGCGUUCAACUUUUCCUCUUUCCCUUUCUAAGAAUGUCGACGAGCUCGAAAAGGCCGAAUGUGCCACUAACAGGUCUCUAGAAGACACGCGAAUACGUUAUCGUUACUGGUUAAACGCCGAUCUGUAUUCUGUAUAGUGGAAAUCGAAUCGAAGCCCUAAGCAAAAAGCAAAACGGCUUCGUUGUUACAUCCCUAGAUUAGAAAAACCGCCGUUUCCAAUGCAAUCGUCCAAUCUCCCUACUGUUUUCUUUCUCUCUCCAAGUCGAGCCGGGCUCAUUUCUCGCUCGCUGCAGCUGGUUACUGACCCCCUAGGGGCGCACUCGUUUGCUCAGCUUUCCUUCGUGCUCGAUAAGUGCCAACUGGUGGGGUUAAAAUGAAAAAGCAAACCGUGAACUUUAUUCGAACCUACCCCCAUGACUUCUACAGGCAAAAAUAAAUAAAUGAUAAUAAUAAUAAAAGAGGGGCGGGGACUCGCGCGUUCUUUGGGUGCACAGUAGUAUUUACCCCGGAACGAGUGUAAUCAUCUUUCUUCUCCAGUAGGUCCAACAGCUGCGCUUAGGACAGCUUUCAUACGAUGCCCAGAGUCACUGGCUCGUGAGAGCGUUGUACGCAUGUAUUCUCGGCCGACAUUGUUCUCUCUUUGAAACAGUCGACGGUGCAUUCAAUGCACCGUUGAGCUGCACACUGGCGCGAGUUCACCGGCAGGUGUCCGUUGACUGUCAACCUGACCCGGUGCCGCGCGAGCGCCCUCUCGAGGGGCACACGCCACCUUUCCACUUUCCCCUCAAGCUUUGGGAGUCUGACUCCACCUGUGUAUAGACCCGAGUGCUGAACACCUGACUCUGUGUGUGUGUGUGCGCGCGCGCGUGCAUUCGCGAUGUGGCUGUUGUACUCUCUUCUGAGUGUUUUGUCUCGGACAAUGCGAAGUUGCUUCUGUUUUGUUUUCCCUUGUUCAUUUUCACACGUGCAAGGAUCGACAAAUGUUACAUAUAUAAAUAUAUAGUAUACAUAAGUAUAAAUAUAUAUACAUAUAUAAACGUAUGCGAUGACCAGAGGCGUGUGUAAAUACUAUACAUAAGCAUACCGUCGAGUAAGCUCUGUAGCAUACCAAGCCUCGGCUUAAACGCAGCUCUGAGUGCACUAACUCUGGCGUAGGGUGCGCACCUCGCUUUACCGAUGGUGUGCAGUUUCGGGCUGCGGUUGAAGGGGGGCUAGCAAGACAUAGUCAAAAGCCAUAGUUGAAGCACAACGUUCCCCAUUCCAACUCCCCUCCUAAUUAUCGUUUCCACUUAAAAAAAAUGAUUUUCGGACUUUUAUGCCGCUUAUUGUGGUGCUAAAACACGACGAAAAUGUGGUGAUGGGAAUGCAAGAGCAUUUAGAACAUAAAGCUUUUUUCUUCUUUUUUUUUAAAGUAAGAAGGACAGAGAAGUGUUGCUUUUUUUUUUUUUCGACGCCCUGUUCGUGUUUUUUAGCAUUUGUUUUUCGUCGACGGCUCAGAACUGUCACACUUGACAUUGUACAUAGACGAUCCCGGUCCUCGCAUGGUUAUGUAGAUCACGCAUACAUAUACCGCGUACAUAUAGCGUAGGUGCGAGAUUUCAUUCUCCAGUCCCAUUCAAACCUUUGAGCGCUCUCCUGUUCAGAUAACCCCGUAUUUGCUACGCCUAUUGCGUACGUGUCACUCAAGUUGUCGAUAAAAGAAAGAAGAAAAGACACGAAUUAACCUUCGGGGACGUUCGUACCCCCUUGCGUAAGCUAGUGAACACACCCGUCUCAUCGUCGCAUACACAUUUAUACGGAGACACGCAGUGCGUUAUUUCCGUUAUCUCAACCUGUCACUCAUCAAUCAUGGGAAAGAGCUGAUGGUAGUAGCCACAUCUCUUUUUAUUUUACUUUUUCCUUGCAAAGAGACUAGGCUAGCAGAUAAAACGUCCUCCCCUGUCACAUUCCUUCACCGUAGUUGCUGUCUUGGCCUUUCCGACAAUUUUCUAACACGCGCGAUAAACGUUGCUGCUUCUCCCUGAGGAAAUGACAGUUGACGUACAUAAUUCGCUCCCGCGCGAAGCUUUCCAGUGGUCCCUUGUUACGCAUGGCGGUUAACUUCAUUUGCCGAGUUAACACGGUGGGGCGAUUCCGAUGCCAAGGUUCGUGCUCUCAUUAGAAUGUCCUGUGUUAGAAAGUCUUUGGUCGGUCAAUUGAGUUAGCUCCGUCUGUAGCGUAGUUGCUUUGUGUUAACACUACUUUGCUUAGUUGUCUAUUUGGGGCCGCUAAAAUGAUGAUCGGGUAAUCAACAACGCCGCUUCCUUUCUUUUCGUUUGGGAACGCUAAAAAGAUUAAAAGAAGAAAUGCAAUUAUCGGAGCCACCUAGACUGUGCUGCUGAACCUCGCGAUUCUCUUGAAAUGCUGAAUGACGUGCGAUUUUUUUCUUCUGCCUUUAGUUCUCGCGACUGGUCUAUUUAAAAAGCCCCUGUUUUUCAUUCGUAUGGAAUAUGUGAUACAUCAACUGCCACUUGGGUGUACAUUAUACAUAUACAUACAAAUAUAAAUAUAUACAUAUAAAUAUAUAAAUAUAUAUAAAUAUACAUACAUUAUAUAUCUGAUUGCUUGUUGCCUUCCAUGAAUGUGUACACAGUCAUGCGAAAUCCAUCGACCGUGUAAAUGAACCGAGUGUCGAAAUGGAACGAUCGCCAGGUCCUGCUCCCAUAUACUUGCGUGGCCAGGGCCUCCGUAUGUCGCAGCUGGAAGAAAAGAAAAACCAAAUCACCCUCGCGUUCGUUUGAUGCUCUUUUUUUCCCACUCUCCGCUCCGGUGUUUCUUACCUCUUCUAUGGUGCGCUUGUGUUGUGUGUAUUUUUAAGGUUUGCAAGAGGCGAUGCCUCAAAAAAAAAAAAAAUGUGGGCAGCGAUGCAGUUACAUGCCUUCCCCUGUGAUGCCACUCUCGUUCAUCGUGGUGCGCUGUCUCUCAAUACAAACACGGAGAUAUCUUGCCCGCACCCUCUCCCAUCCCUUACGACUUCGUGCAAUGUAAUUUAUAAACCAUCAUCUUCCCGCGUAAGUGUUAUUAUUUUUUUUUUAAGUUCACGCUCGCUCACUCGCGUUGUUCAAAGAACCAAAGGACUCCUUGUGUACCGUUUUGCUGUCGAGUGUGUUUUAUUAUUACUUUUCUCGCGAGGAGAGAGCGCUUUCUCGGCGUGCUGUUUUCUCUUUUACUCGCUUGUCUCCGUUAGCUGACUUGUUGCGAGGGCGGUGACAGCUUGACAGUUUCUUUUUUUUCAUGUGUGUGUGUGUGUGUGCAUGUGUGUGCUCAUGUUAUUAUUGUCAAUUCUCAGUGGCUGAUACCCGUUCGGUGCACCUUGACGCUUCAGCUCUCUCCCCGACCCAACCGACAUCAGCCCGUAUGCACGCACGUUUUUUUUUUUUUUCGUCUCUAAAAGCAGCAGCGGAUGCGAGAGCUGUGUAUGUUUGAUAUUAAGAAUCCAUAUUACUAUUUUUAUUCUACUUUCAAAUAAUAAUAAAGUUGAUCUUUGCCCGUGUCUCUCAGCA